GUCCAAUUAAAUUUCCAUCCAACCCCCCACACCAAAAUACAUUCCAUUCUCCAAAACCACUUUACACCUCCUCGCGCUUGAUACACGAAAGACACGUCGUCCUCACCCCUGUUUAGAUAUUGAGUCGCGUCCCCUUAUCGUCAUCGAUCUGAGUAUCAUUCAUUGUAGACGAUUGCGCUCAGUGAAUAUUGAAUUGAUCUAGCUCCUUGUUUCAAGGAUCUUACCGUCCUCAGCGACGCGAUUGCCAGUUGACUAGUAUCCAUCGUCGCAACAUCUGGAUAUCGGUCGAUAUCUCUUAUUCUAUGGCAGCGACGAGAAUUAAAUCCAAUCCUCGGCCCCUUGCGACUACAUCAGAAUCAAAACAAAAUCAUCUGCCGCCAAAUCCAUAUUCUACAAAUAACAGCGCCCACGAUCGUGGCCAAGAUUCGACGCGAUCUCGUUCCGAAAUGUCAAUCAGUAUGAGUCAAGGAUCACAGCCUGGUGGUUUAAUGAUGCAACCAGGCGGACCUUUUCGUCAAUACGACUCGACCGGUGCCAUGAAUCGUAGAGAUAUGGCACCCCAAAUCUAUUCGGCCGUGUAUUCGGGUGUCGAUGUCUAUGAAAUGGAAGUUAAUCGUAUAGCUGUUAUGCGGCGGAGAAAAGAUAGCUGGCUUAAUGCUACCCAGAUAUUGAAAGUGGCAGGAAUCGAAAAAGGAAAGCGAACAAAGGUCCUCGAGAAAGAAAUCUUGAUUGGAGAUCAUGAGAAAGUUCAGGGCGGGUACGGCAAAUAUCAAGGAACUUGGAUCAGAUUUGAAAGGGGCGUUGAAUUUUGCAAACAGUACGGCGUGGAAGAACUUCUGCGACCACUUUUAAGCUAUGAUAUGGGCCAAGACGGAGGUAUUGCAGGACAAGGUGGGAUUGAUACUCCAACGAAGGAACAAGCAAUGGCUGCACAAAGAAAAAGACUCUAUAAUUCAGGAACCGAGAAUCGUAAUAUUGGACAAUCCGGAACCUUUUUCAAAAAUAUUUCGAAUCAAGCUUCACUCGCAGUCGCAGCAAUUAGCAAAGCCCGAUUUGAUUCGCCUGUUCCUAGGAAUCGCAAUGGUAGCGCAAGACCUCCUACUUUUAGUAGGCAGUCAUCACAGCAAAUGAGUCAAGAGACUACAUUCCCCAACUCACAACAAAGUAUGCAAAGCUUUGCUUCUAAUGAAGGUUUAACAAAUGGAGAUUCGGCUUAUGCAAAUCAGUCCCAAUUUCAAUUCUCGCAUACUGGUAGAGAGGAUGGAGAUUUCCAAGAGCCGCCACGAAAGAGACGGAGAGAAUCUCUUGAACCACUGAAUGAUAGCCAACAGUCGAUGAAUGGUGGCUACAAUAUGUCAUUACGAGAGCCAUCUCCAACCGAACCUAAUGAUUCAUUUUUCUAUCGUCAAGAGCUAGGCUUAUCACAAGAGGACGAAGCCCCGAUGCCAUUACCACCUCUACCAGAAAAUCAACACAACGGAAAGAAAGGACUGACUCUAUUGUCACUCUUUCAUAACGAGAAUUCUUACUUGGGAACGAAUGAGCAUAAUGACCAGGAGGCGUUUCGUACUAUGUCCGGUGUAGAACUUGAUAUUCCUAUAGACAAAUCUGCCAAUACUGCCGUUCAUUGGGCCGCUACUCUUGCAAGAUUACCUGUUUUACAAAAGCUUAUUCAAUCGGGCGCAAGCAUAUAUCGAGUUAAUCUCAGAGGAGAGACUGCAUUAAUGAGAGCAUGUUGUGUAGCUAACAAUUUGGAUCAAGGAAGUUUCCCAGACCUUCUCGAACUACUCGGCAACACUAUUGGCUUCCAGGAUAAUCGUGGACGAACAGUCCUACAUCAUAUAGCUGUCACAUCGGCUGUCAAAGGUCGCAGCCCUGCGAGCAAAUAUUACCUUGAAUCGCUUCUCGAAUUUGUCGUUAGGAAAGGUCGUUCAUUUAAUGGUCAAUCACAAACCAAUGAGCCAAACCCUCAUGCAAUGGAUAUUGGUCGAUUUAUGUCUGAAAUGGUAAAUGCACAGGACAACUCAGGUGAUACGGCUCUCAAUAUUGCAGCUAGAGUCGGUAACAAAAGUAUUAUCUCUCAACUCAUGGAAGUUGGAGCAGACCCUGAAAUUCAAAACAAUUCCAAGUUACGUCCAUCAGAUUUUAUUGGGGGCCUGACAAACCCUGGAGAUCGUUUAGGUCUUGCAAGUCCUGAUAAGAGAGGAAAUAAAGCCACACGGGAGACUAGUGGUGAAAUUAUUGACUCCAUAAAUGCAACACUCCAAUCAACACUUGAAGACUUUGGAAAAGAAGUAGAAGCCAAACAAGCUCAAAUCGACUCAAUUCAUGCCAAACUUCGCGAAGCAUCUGCAAGCUUGGGAGAAGAACGACGUGCCAUGGAAGCAAAACAAGAGCGCAACAGACAACGUGAAGAACGUGAUCUCAAAAUCGCAAACCUUACUCGAGCCGCAGAAGAAGAAAGUAUGAAAUUACUUCAACUUCAACAACAAUUCAAUCAACCUACUUCAGAUCUAGAUCUCGAAAUGCAUCUUGGUGAUGCAGAUAAAUCUUUGGCGGUUCCACAAAUUCCCGCAGAUAUCAAUAAUACUCCGACGAGAAAUUCAAAUCUUCAAGUAGAUCAUGCGAAUAGACAAGCUUUGUUGCAACAAUUACCUUCGCUACAUAUUCUUCAAGCGAGAAUCAUGGCUUAUAAAGCCAAUAAUGAUAAUUUGGAAAGAAGUGUUCAGGAAUUGAGAAGUAAAGAUACUGGCAGGAUAGCAAAGUAUAAGAAAAUCAUUAGUUUGUGUACGGGUGUGGACGUUUCGAAGGUGGAUAGUGUUAUUGAGGGGUUAGCGAGAGCGGUGGAGAGUGAGAGUGAUGUUGAUCUAAACAGGGUUCGAGAGUUUUUGACAAGGGUUGAGGGGGUUUAAAGGGGGUUCGGUUUCUGAUGGAGAGUUUGACAAGACGAGAGGAAUGUGAUCUGAAAUAAUGUAGGAAGGCGUGGAAAAUGUGCAUAUAUAAUGGUAUUCUGCGGAUUCGGUCUAGUCUGCAUGGUCGGCGUUUGGGUCGGAGGUUCGGUAUACUCAUGUGGAUAUGAUUAUGUUGGGGCAUCGCAUUACUUUGUAUGUGAAUAUUGGGAGGGGAAAGGAGGCUUUUGUUGCAUUCGGAUAGAAUAGUGAUUCCCAUCUGUGCUGUGCUAUAGAUAUAUGGUAGGAAUAGAAUGGGACGGGAUUAGUAGAAGUUAUCACCUAUUUAAUGGAGCUUCUGAGUCCAUUAUUUUUCUCUAGACUUGGUUUCAUUCUUUACACGUUGGUGAGAGUAUACACCUGUUAUGAGAAACUCUCAAGUCAUGAGUCCCUAGUAUUCGAUAGCACGCUUCUGAAUGUGAUCCA
This is a messenger RNA of Botrytis cinerea B05.10, 3374 nucleotides long. RefSeq names its product Bcswi6 (gene Bcswi6). Gene Ontology annotation, cellular component: MBF transcription complex; SBF transcription complex. The record is from RefSeq and is a predicted model, not a curated record. NCBI's taxonomy places the organism in Eukaryota, Fungi, Ascomycota, Leotiomycetes, Helotiales, Sclerotiniaceae. The transcript has 3 exons. Bases 303 to 2912 code for a protein of 869 amino acids. Gene Ontology annotation, molecular function: transcription coactivator activity; DNA binding; protein binding.